Molecule: messenger RNA, 639 nt
Organism: Funneliformis mosseae
Lineage: Eukaryota; Fungi; Glomeromycota; Glomeromycetes; Glomerales; Glomeraceae
Source: the annotation of a GenBank genome assembly
AUGUUGAAUAUAACUUAUGAUGCUAAUGUUAUGAAUAAUGAUCAAGAAAAUUCAUAUUGCGACACUAUUACCGUAUUAAAUCUGUUUGCAGAAAACAUGGUUAUAAGAAGUUUAAUAUACAAAAUAGGAAUUAUACCGGGUCAUUUCGCGAUUCAGACUUACUUGGCCAGUAUAUUUCGAUUAAUUCCCAAAUUAACCUUGAGUCAAUCCAUUUCAUCAUCAUCCUUCAUUCCUUAUAAAAGUGAACGUCCAAAUACUAAAAUAGCAACCAUAUGGAUACCAAAAGGUAGUCAAGUCACGAUAAUCUUUCGGAUUUUGUCAAUUUAUACAUUAAUUGGCGUAUCUAGUCUUCUGUUGAUCAGAGGAUUUGAUAUGGAUAGGAAUGGUGAUAAUAGAAGUGCAAGGAUCCUUUCAUUUUGUGUAGAUUUGAUUUAUGAAUUUAAUAAUUUAUUUUAUGUAAUAUGUCUUUUAUUUUAUGGGAGUAUAUCAGUUAAUUUGGCAAAAAAAGGUAUUGAAUUGGCUGGAAUUGAUGAUAUUGAUGAGAAUUCAAAUCAAGCUUCACAGGAAAGUCAAAUUAGAUUUAAAGCUCGUAUUCGCAAGAGAAUUGAAAAAUGUGACGAAAAUUAUGGAAUCGGAUAG